AUGGGCUGGACGAAAGAGACAACGAUCUGCGUGGCCUUGACGACCUCCGCGGAAGAGCAAAGCGUGCAUGCUAUCUAUCUGUACGUACAGCCCGGGGCCGUAACGGACACCCUUGGCGAGGAGCAGCACGCCGGACUAACGGUCGUACCCUUCGUAGUAUGGGCCUCAGAGCGUCGCCACCGACUCUCAAACCUCCGCUACCAGACGCCGCCAUGCUUCACCACGCCUCACGGGCUGCACGUCACCAAUACCCACGACUCGUCUCCAUGGACAUGUCCAUGUCUCCACAUUUCCGCCGAGAGCUCCGGUGCUAGGUGA
Messenger RNA from Colletotrichum graminicola M1.001, 318 nucleotides. RefSeq lists its product as uncharacterized. The record is from RefSeq and is a predicted model, not a curated record. NCBI's taxonomy places the organism in Eukaryota, Fungi, Ascomycota, Sordariomycetes, Glomerellales, Glomerellaceae. Bases 1 to 318 code for a protein of 105 amino acids. The transcript has a single exon.